This is a messenger RNA of Solea senegalensis (Senegalese sole), 1062 nucleotides long. RefSeq names its product thialysine N-epsilon-acetyltransferase-like. NCBI's taxonomy places the organism in Eukaryota, Metazoa, Chordata, Actinopteri, Pleuronectiformes, Soleidae. Bases 72 to 593 code for a protein of 173 amino acids. The transcript has 6 exons. The record is from RefSeq and is a predicted model, not a curated record. Gene Ontology annotation, molecular function: N-acetyltransferase activity.
GUGAGAACUACGGACGUUGUGUGACAAGUGUUGACAGUAGUUUUGAUAUUUCCCCCGUUUCUACGUUGAACAUGGCGUUUAAAAUACGUGCUGCAACUAAAGAAGACUGUAAAGAAAUAUUCCGAAUGAUAACGGAGUUAGCAGUUUUUGAAAAAAUGCCAGACCAAGUGAAAAUAUCGCAUGAAGAACUGGAGAGCAGUGGUUUCUGUGAGAAUCCACUGUUUGGGUGCCUCGUGGCAGAAGUACCUGAGGAGCAUAAAUCCAAAGAAGGAUUCACAGUUGUCGGAUAUGGACUUUACUUUUACACUUACAGUACCUGGAGGGGGCGGGCAUUACAUUUGGAGGAUCUGUAUGUGAUGCCAGAAUUCCGAGGACGUGGCAUAGGCAAAAGUAUACUGAGCAAAGUUGCUGAGGUGGCGAAAAAGAUGCAGUGUGCACGCUUGCAGUUGUCUGUGUUGAACUGGAAUACUCCUUCUCGAGAUUUCUAUGCUGCUAAAGGAGCUCAGGACCUCACUGCCGCUGAAGGCUGGCACUUAAUACGAUUUGACGGACAAAGCCUUGAUAACUUAGCAAAUGAUGCACCUAAAGAUUAGUGUUUUUUCUUGAAUGGGUUUCAGUGGCAUACUGCCGGUCACUGGGGUCAUGGAGCUGAAUCACUGCCAAAACCAAGAAUAUAAUGUUUAACAAAAUGUCCAGUGAUUCACAAAGUGACCUUGUGGACUUUGCAAAUAUAAACUACCAUUCAUAAACAAAUGCAUUUUUGUUUUUCAAAGAUAAAACUUACAUGAGAGACAAACAACAUUUCAAAAAACAUUUCCUGCAAGUGCUUGAAACUAUUAUUAACUAUAUAUGAAAGAAAUUAAUGCUUUAGUUUGUGAAUGGUGUUUUAUAUUUGCAAUGAACAACGUUCUCUGUUCUCUGUGAAUUAUUGGUUAUUUGUAAAACAUGGUCUGUUCGUAAUUUAGCUCCACUGGGUGAUCAAUGUUGUGUCCAGUUUCAUCCAUGAAUAUAUCAUGAUAUACUGUAUAGACCUAUAUAUUUCAAAUAAAAAAGCUUUAGAUU